AAUCUGUCCAAUGGCUCUCAAACACCUCGAAAAGUUGCUCCUCCUUGUACUUCUGGUCGCCUUCGUGAAUUCUGAAGACGACUGUAAGCACACCAUUUGUGUUGGUGUCGAAGAAGGCUAUUUCCUGGACAAUCCUGCUAACUGUAGUCAGUUCUUCAAUUGUGUAAAUGGAAGAGCUCAACCUGGAACGUGUCCAGAUGGUUUUUUCUUUCAUCCAUCACUGCAAAAGUGUGAGGUGCACUGGCAAGUACCAUGCAAUCCUACAGAAGAAAUUGAGCUAGAAUGUGUGGAUGAUGGAGAUGGUGGUAACGGUGACAACGGUGACAACGGUGACAAUGGUGACAACGGUGAUAAUGGUAAUGGGAAUGAGGAUCCUCCACUUGAGUGCCAUACGAAUGAUGUACAAUUACUGCAACAUCCCACAAAUUGUUCAAAGUAUGUCCUAUGCUUCCAUGGAAUAGCUCAUGUAAAAUCAUGUGCUCCAGGCUUUGAAUGGGAUGUUAUGCAAGAGCGGUGUAAUACUCCAGAUGUGGCUCAAUGCGUCCUAUCUGAAUGUCCUUUCCAGGAUGAUCCACAACAACCGGUUUUCCUCUACAAUGACAAUCAAUGUGAAAACUUCGCUCUCUGUGUCAAUGGACUGCCUCAAUGGCGAUCCUGUGCCCAGGGUUUGCACUGGGAUCGUGUUAAUCAAUGGUGUACGACGCCACAGGAAGCCGGAUGUGAGGAAUGGGUAGAGCCUCCUGUGGAUGAAAUUGAGUGUCAUGAAGAUUCUCCUCUACGUAACCCACAUCCAACGCUGUGUAACAUUUAUUUCAUAUGCUAUGAAGGCGAAUCGUUUAUGAGAUCCUGCGCUGAGGGCACCAUCUUCGAUUACUACACUCGUUCUUGUACACCUCCAGAUGUUGGCACCUGUUAUUCCGAUAGGAAUCAGUUAAGGAAACUACCUCAGCAUUCCGUUAAGCCCAUUAAAACGAGAAAUGGAGAAUUCGAUCAUCUAUGCCAGGAUGGUGAUCAGAGUCCAGUCAGAGAGCAUCCAGAUACCUGCCUUAAGUUCAUAAUUUGUGAUUUUGAUACAGGAUCAUCCUGGGCUCUUCCUUGUGCUGAUGGUCAUGUUUUCGUCAGGGAAUUAUAUGCUUGUGUCCCUGGAAAUGUGGACACCUGUGAAGCUUACGUAUUUUAAAACUUUAAUCUUUAAUGUCCUUUUCUUCAAUAAAUUUCUAAAAAGUUUGAAGUCA
Phlebotomus papatasi is the source of this 1235-nucleotide messenger RNA. RefSeq lists its product as uncharacterized. Lineage: Eukaryota; Metazoa; Arthropoda; Insecta; Diptera; Psychodidae. The transcript has 3 exons. Gene Ontology annotation, molecular function: chitin binding. Bases 11 to 1180 code for a protein of 389 amino acids. Gene Ontology annotation, cellular component: extracellular region. The record is from RefSeq and is a predicted model, not a curated record.